UCGUGCUGAAGUUGCCGGUUUUAUCACGUGACACGAGGCGCGCAUGUGCCCCGCCAUAUUGCACUAAUUGAUGAUUGUUUAGUGUUGGUGAGCUGCUGGAGAUUUUGUAAAGUCUUCCAAACAGACUUUAAACUGUCUUCGAUUAAUUGACGUUUUCUUCACACGUGGCAGCAGUCUCGUAGAAAACCAAAACCUCUUUACAGACUGAAUUUAGUCGUGAAGUUUUGGGUUGCACGUUUGUCCGUUUUUUUCUUAGGUGUUACAUGUGUAUGGUACCCCGUUAGCCGUUCCACUUUUACACCAAGCUCCAAUCCCCCGAACCACUGUCUGCUAAAAUAGACAACUCUUGAUUAAUUUUUGGAAACCAAACACAUUUUCUUUGAUCAUCCAUAAGACAAAAAAUGUCAACGAAAACACGUAAAACCAUAACCACGACGACAAUAUCGUCGUCCGGGUCUGGGGAAGCCGAUAGUGCCGGUACAUCUUCCGGCUCGCCGUCGUUUCUUCGUCGAAGCAGGGCUCCAUCCCCGGCCAGGCUAUCUCGUAUACAAGAGAAAGAAGAACUGCAAAGUCUCAAUGAUCGUCUUGCUAAUUACAUCGAUCGGGUGCGUCAAUUGGAAACCGAGAACAGUCGGUUGAUGGUCCAGGUUCGGUCGUCCGAGGAAACCGUAUCACGCGAGGUAACAAACAUCAAAUCUUUGUACGAGUCUGAGCUGAAUGAUGCCAGGAAACUGCUGGAUGAAAUGGCUAAGGAGAAAGCACGUUUACAAAUAGAAUCGGGAAAAUACAAGGCCGAGGCCGAUGAAUGGCUUACCAAGUACAAUCGCAAGGAGAGAGAACUUUCCGCUGCCCAGAAGAAAUUACUUGAUCUUGAGGCAAUGGUUGGUGAUUUGCAAGCAAAACUUGCUGAGAUGGAAGCCCAGAAGAAGAAGCUGGAAUCACAGAAUAUUUCUCUCCGAGCUGACCUCAGUGCCCUGGAAGUUCAAUUGGCAACAGCCCGCAAACAACUGGAAGAUGAGACAUUGAUGAGAGUGGACCUUGAGAAUCGCCUGCAAAGUCUGAGAGAAGAUAUGGCUUUCAAGUCUCAAGUUUUUGAGCAGGAGCUCAAUGAGACUAGAUCACGCCAGGUCGUCACAGAGGAGGUUGACAGUGGUAUCGCCCCAGCCUAUGAAGAGAGGCUUGCAGAUGCUCUGCGAGAGAUGCGCGAGGAACACGAGUCCCACAUCCAGAUGGUCCGUGAAGAAGUCGAGCUGUUCUAUGAAACAAAACUCAGUGGGUUGCAAGCUCAAAUUGAUCGUGGCCAGAAUGUCUCUAUUUCUAUGCGUGACGAAUUGAAGACUGCGAAGCGCCGAGUGGAGGAACUCCUCUCAGAAUUGUCUAGCUUGAGAGCACAGAAUGCCCAAUUCCUGAAUCGUAUCAGUGAGUUGGAAGGACAGCUUGAGCGUGAGAGUCGAGAAUUCCAUAUGAAGAUUAGCGUGAAGGAUGAAGAAAUUAAGGACCUUCGCAACAAACUUGCUGAUAUGACUGCUGAGUCGGCCGAGCUUUGGAGUAUCAAAGUCAAACUGGAUUUGGAACUUGCUGCAUACCGAAAACUUUUGGAAGGUGAAGAAGAGAGAUUGAACCUCUCUGCCUCCGAAUGCGCUUCUCCCAAGGCUCGAAGUUCGACUCAACUUCGAGGCAAGAAACGCAAAGUGACUACAGAAACCAGCAGCGAAGAGGUCUCUUCAAAGAAUGAAGGUUAUGCCUCAAAAAACCAGUGUAAAUCAGCCUUAAGUAUUGACACAGUAGAUUCUGAUGGGAAGUUUAUCAAAUUAAUCAACUCUGGUGAGAAGGAUAUGGGCAUUGGUGGCUGGCAACUAAAGCAUGAUACCGGAGUAGAUGAGACUGUUUUCAAGUUCCAUUCAAAAGCCGUUGUAAAACCUGGUGCUACAAUCACCGUUUGGAGUGCAGAUAGUGGCCAGACACAUAACCCUCCAUCAGAUUUGGUUAUGAAAUCCCAAAGGUGGUUUGUGUCAGACAGCAUGAGAACAACUUUGUUGAGCAACUCUGGUGAGGAAAUGGCCAGUUGUGAGAUGUCAAAAUCUAUGUUACAUACUUCUUCGAGUUUCAGGACAGCACCCAGAGAUGAGUCUGAUAGCUCUGUUUACCAAUACUCUCGCCGCCAUCUUACUCCCCAAAAGAAAGGCUGGAUAUUCUGGUAAGCUGGAAUGGCUGUGGUGCCAUUAGUGGGCCAGGGAAACGAGUAGACCUGAUAUUUUGGCAGCAUCUACCUACCUAUUAGAUCAUCGACAGUUAUUGCUGAUAGUGGCACAAGAGUGAGGUGUGUGAAACAGACUCUGAGGAAUCGUUGAUAAACACAACCGCACAGAUAUUUCUGUGUGUAACAUUGUUAAUGAGGGGUGGGUGGGAGAAGUCUGUUCUGUUAAAGAAUUUGGUAUUAAAGAAGAAAAAAAAAACAAAAAAAGAAAGUAAAACUUUGGGUUUUUUUUUUUUAUGAAAAGAACAAAACUAGGAAGUAUUUU
Molecule: messenger RNA, 2522 nt
Organism: Octopus sinensis (East Asian common octopus)
Lineage: Eukaryota; Metazoa; Mollusca; Cephalopoda; Octopoda; Octopodidae
Product: lamin-B1
Exons: 13
Coding region: 402-2201 (599 amino acids)
Source: RefSeq, a predicted model, not a curated record